AUGGGACUCAAACGCAAAGCAUCCGCUCUCGAAGAGCCCAUCACAAUCAACCAAUUCACCAACAGAAGUCCCUUUGGAGCAGUUUCCAACACCACCUCUCCAACCAGCUCAACCACGAGCUCCAUCUCCUCAGCCUCCCACGAAUACUCCCAAUACCGCGACACGUGGAACGCCGGCUUCGUGCCAUAUAUGAACUCUCGCACAAUGAAGAGAUACCGUGACAAUCGGCCCGAUCCAGGCCAGAUCCACGACCAUACCCUGAAGAAGCUGUAUGAAGCGCAGCGACUGCAUCUCGACGAGGCGAUGCCCAUGUCUGAGGUUCUAUCGGACGAAGCAGAAGAAGGACUGGGAGGACAGGAGCAGUCGAUGUUCGACGACAUCGACAUGGCUGAUACAGUUCCUCUCACUUAUGCGUCGGGAAUGGAACCCCUGAAGCAGAAGACACUGGAGAGCUUCUUCAGUGUUCGGCAGAGUGACGCUGCCAGUCACUCGUCUUUGCAGCGGACCACACUGCCUUCAUGA
Molecule: messenger RNA, 522 nt
Organism: Exophiala bonariae
Lineage: Eukaryota; Fungi; Ascomycota; Eurotiomycetes; Chaetothyriales; Herpotrichiellaceae
Exons: 1
Coding region: 1-522 (173 amino acids)
Source: RefSeq, a predicted model, not a curated record